AUGUCGAUAUUUUUUGAUUUCAAUAUUGGACCAAAGGGUAGAAGAUUUAGAAGGGCUGUACAAGAGGAUAAAUAUGAAAUUGAAGCCUUGCUCAAAGAAAACGAGUCUGAGAAAUUGUUUGGUGAACUUGAUGUCGGAAGUUUGAUUGAAUUAACAACGUUAUCAAUAUGUAUGGUUAAUUCCAAACAGGAUGUUAUAGGAUUUAUGUCAGUAUGUGAUCAUCCUUCCAUUCCCGGCGUAGAUCCGGCAGCCUGGGAGACUUGGAUGCGAAAUAUGUAUCAAAAAUACUAUUUAUCACGAAAUACAUUGUUCAUACAUGCAAUGUGUUGUGCUGAGACUGCAUUCGCUUAUUUUCUAGAAGAGUCUUUGGUAUCUCUGUUUAAGAACGAUGUUUAUUUGCAACAAAUAGUGCUUAUGGUUCCACCAGAUUGUCCUAAAGAGUUUAUUCUAAAGUAUCAGACUAUCCGAAAAUAUAAUUACAAGAGAAAUAAAGCGAAACGGGAAGAUGACUACGACGCUAAUUAUCAUUAUUUCUUUACGGCUAUACGACAAGAUUUCUGUCCAAAAUUGAGAAUACGACGAGCUGUCGAGGAAGACAACGACGACAUAGUAGCAAUUCUAGACAAGAAUUGUCCUCGAUUACGUAAGUUGUACGGCGACUACUACAUCAGUGAGAUUAUCGGACAGCAUCCAGAAAUGAAAAGAAAGAUUAUUGUAACUGAGGGUAUUGAUGGAGUAACGGGUGUAAUGUGUUUGAAUUCUGAUGUAAAUUUUUCCAUGCUUCAAAAUACAUACGAGUUGGAUUCAUACCACGGGCUGUGUAAGGCUACACCUCUUGAAAAAGAGAAAAAUAAAAGGAGCAACAUUCUACUACGUACUUUUGGGGAUCCCAUUAUGCUAGGAAAAUGGACUCCAUUUGACGUUACUCCCUUCAUUGAACAUGAAAACACUCAAGAUUCGAUAUUAAACCGUCAACCGACGCAAGCGACUGAGCUAUGUCCACCAGUGGUGUCACCACAACAGUGCUCAGCAACACCACCGCGAGGGGAUCGGCCCUUUGCACCGACAUGCGCAACACCAUCGGAUUUGCUGCUUUCUUCCGUAAGCGACACUCGUUACCACCUGGUACUGACGGUUCGCUCAAUGGAUCAAUCAUACGACAAUGUAAGCCUUCAAACAAAACCAAAAAGUAAGGUGAACUUCCGUCGCCAGUCUCAGAAUACUAUUGAUUUACAUAGCUCCGAAGACUUAAGCGAAAAACUCUCGCCAAUAUUAUCCCAACGUUCAUCAUUUGUCGACUUUCUACUCGAAGAAGAUCCAUUUGAUUAUGAAAUCGUCAAUAUAGACAGUACUUUGCUAACGUUCCCUCGGGUUUCCAAGGAUGUUUCCUUGCCCAUCGUGAAAAAGCGGAGUCCAAGACGAUCAAUUGUCAAUGAAAUGGAAAACAAAUAUAGACGCAGAUCAUCAAUAAGAAUGAAUCGAAAAACUGAAAAUAAAAAGAAAUUCUCUGGUGAACCAAACGCCUUUAUGAUUGAACUAUUUGGUUUACAUCAGGAUAUCGAUGAGAGUCACGCCUUCGAUUUACUAGAAGCCUCAUUUGAAGUUAUGAAAGAUUAUGAUUACUGUAUUAUAAGAAAACCUUGUUCGGAAAAAAGCUUUCCAUUAUUACAACAUUUUGCCUUUGUACCCACUAAGAAUCAAGUGGCUUGUGAAUAUGCGUUAUAUGUUGCUCACAGAUGUUCAGUUUUGAGUAGAUUGCGUGUACGACAGGCUGAAAUAAUAGACAUACCGCAAAUAGCGGAGUUGCUCUACAGUUUAGACGGCAAAGAGACAUUAUGGUCGGUAGAAAAUACAAUUUUCAGGAGAAACGAACUAGAGGCAUAUGUGUUUCUAAGCAAUGUUUCUGUUGUAGGCAUUGGCAUACUUGAACCACCCGAUCAAAUUGACUUUUUACGUAGCAAGUUCAACUUGGAUGAGUACCGUACUCAUAGCCAUCACGUAAUGGGACAGGAUCAAGGGGCAGGGUGUGCCACACUUAAUACGGCCCUUGUAUACCCCGCUUUUGAACCACAUUAUAGAUUCUUCGUCAGAGAUAUGCUGCGGCUUUCCGGGAUUCAUUCUCUUGUUUGGAUGACGGCUUAUAGGAAUAAAUGGGUAACACAUAAAAUAAAUUCAUUUGCGUCUGUAAUGAUCCCGUUGCGUCCGCGCAUCUCGCAUUUAGAUUAUGCACCAGUACCAGAAUUGAAUAAGUUGCAAGCACUUUCUAAUUCCUUGAUGUCAUUCAGCUGUUGGUACAUUGGAGCCAGGUUGACAAGUGUUCCCAAAGUGACAGUAGAUUGUAGAUUGGUAGUCAUCGGCGCAUCAACCACAGCAAUGGCGUUUUUGAAUACAUUAUUAUUCGGCGACACCUCAUCUUACAUGUUCUUCACAAACUUAACACUAAUAUCGCCACACGGGCUGCCAUACGUAAGAAAUUCAAAUUCGCUCGCCGAAAUGAUGUUUCUAAAGGACCACACCAAUUCGGAGAAAUAUUUAAAGAGUGUACCGUACACAUAUUACGUUAACACUAUACACAGUACGGUGGUGGAAAUUGACAAGAGGCAGAAAUAUGUGUUGUUAUCAAAUGGUAGCAGGUGUUACUACGAUCGGUUGUUCUUACUAUGCGGCAAUCAAUACCAACGUCCCGAUUAUUUAAAAAUACACCAGUCUGAUAGUAGUGACGUAAAGUACAGUCGUCUAGACGUGCCUCAUGGUCUGAAAGAGCCAUCUGUAUCACCGGUUCCUUCCAAUGUCUUUUUAGUUAACACUGUAUCAGACGCAAACAAGGCGAUCAACUUUUUAAAAUCUAUUGACUGGGAAGAGACUGAAGGAAAAGUACUGGUAUAUGGAGCAUCGAUCCAUGCAUAUUGUUGUAUUGCCACGUUACUGGAGAUGAAGAUUUCACCAGAACUCAUAGUAUAUAUAGAACCUUUUCCGGACGAAUGCCAAGGUUCGCGAGUGUCGCCCUUUUGUAAUAUUUAUGUUGACAAAACAAUGUCUAAAGUUCUCGAAAGUUUAAAAAUAAAAGUGUACCGUUCAUAUUACUUUCAAAACUGGAGUUUGGAUCGCGAAAAUGCCAUAACUCACGUUCAAAUUAUGUCGCAUUUUGAAUUGUUAAGCUUAGAAUGCGCUGCAUUUUUCUAUUACGGCAAACGAGGUGUAAACGAACAAUUAUUUAUGGCGGUGCAUAAGGCUGGUAUGGGGUACAGCGGUGGGUUGCUAGUGGACCACCAAUUCCAGAGUAGCGCACCUCUUGUUUAUGCUGCGGGGCCUGCCGCGCAACACCGAUAUAGCUACCACGACAGCUAUGAGAUUGGGUUCUAUCUAGGAAAACUUAUUAGAAAUGAACUGGACCCACUGUUUACUGAACAAAGCAAGCAUAGUAACAAUGGGACUGACAAAGAAAAUGUUGGUGUCAAAAAGUCAUGUAGUGGAAAUCUCCUUGAGGAUGAUACACAAGAAGGAAGAGGACAGAGUAUACCAGAAUUGAAAAAGCCCAUUGUACAAUAUUGUUAUUUGCCGGGAGGGUUACAAUAUUUAGAAGUUCGACCACCGGGAAUCAAAAUUCCGCACCAUUACGUACAAACUUUAGAGUAUAAUGGUUUUGUAAUAGAAACAUUCAAAGAGGGAUAUUUUAAAUUGCACUUAAAUAAAGAUCUGAUAGUAGACGGGAUAACCUGUCUUACACCAGAAAAGUACUCGUUGGAGAAUUUUAAAAAACUAUAUGGAUUAUCCAGUUCUAUACUCAGUAAUGUCCAUUUGAGAUACACGACAAAAAGACUAGACAAUUUAUACGAAUUUUUCCGUGAGCCUUGGGCGCAUUUCUUGUACCAUGACCACGUUGAAGAGCUUUUCGCAAUUGUCAAGGAACUACUGCCAACGGGCCAACCACAUGGCGAAACAAUAAAAGAAGUUCUUAAAGCAGCCGUCGAUAAAUUACCGAUAACGGCGCAUUCAUACAACAUGAAGAUGAAGAUCCGAUCCAGUUUCGAAAAGUCCCCACACAUUGACGCGAUCACCCAAUAUGUAAUACAGUGGGUGUCAGAAAACAACGUCCUAUUACCGAUGUAUCUACAACCAUCUGAAAGAUCUGCGUAUGCCCACGACUUGGACAAACACCCAGCUUUUAAAAGGAGGAAGCGAAGUAUUGUCAAAAUGUUAGCGAAGAUCUGUUGAUACCUUUGAAAUUAAAAUAAGCAUUCGUAAACUAA
Molecule: messenger RNA, 4250 nt
Organism: Pieris rapae (cabbage white)
Lineage: Eukaryota; Metazoa; Arthropoda; Insecta; Lepidoptera; Pieridae
Product: cilia- and flagella-associated protein 61-like
Exons: 30
Coding region: 1-4215 (1404 amino acids)
Source: RefSeq, a predicted model, not a curated record